AUGGUCCAGCAAUCCUCGCAGCGGCGGCCAGUACAGAACAGCGAGGUGUAUGUACUGAGCCAAGUGCCACCGUUCCCGCCUCUCUGCCCUCCUUCGCCCAUCACUCCCGCCGAAGACUUUGACGACGCACCCGCCGAUGCCCGGAGUCUUACCCAGCCGGACAUUGCUGUCUGCGGCAAGAGGCUGGCCAUUGAGGAACGCCUCUCCCGCGCUGUGCACGUCAUCGCCACCGAGACCGCCGCGCUGCACAACCUCACGCAUCUCUACUCCACGGACAGCUGCGCGCGCGACGGUUUCACUCGUGCCGCCGACACCAUCACCAGCCGCCAUGGCAACGGCGGCAAGCUGGUAGUCAUUGGCGUCGGGAAGUCGGGUCACAUCGCCAAGAAGCUCGUCGCAACCUUCAACAGCUUCUCCAUCACGGCUGUCUUCCUUCAUCCCACCGAGGCCUUGCACGGCGACCUGGGCCAGAUCUCGCCGCAUGACACGCUUGUCAUGAUCACCUUCUCGGGCAAGACCCCGGAGCUUAUGACGCUCCUCCCGCACCUGGACGUGUCCCUUCCGCUCCUCGUCCUCACCUCUCACACCAGCCCCGAGACAUGUGAGCUGAUCCGCUACCGGCCCAACGCCAUUCUCCUGCCGGCACCCGUACACGAGAGCGAGACGACCUCCUUUGGCGUGGCCGCGCCCACCACCUCGACCACCGUGGCUCUCACCGUCGGCGACGCCCUCGCCGUUGUCGUGUCACAGGAACUCUUCCCCUCCGUCGCCUCCGUUUUCUCGCGGAACCACCCCGGCGGCGCGAUCGGCGCCGCUUUCUCGCAAAAACAACCACAGCAACAGCCACCAGCGACACCAUCAUCGCUACCGGCACAACCAUCGCUAGCAACACAACCAUCGCUAGCAACACAACCAUCACCAGCGACACAGCAACCACCAACACCCCGGCAGCAACAACUACCACCCACCGUAUUCUCCGCCCCAACAAUCUGCACCCUCAUGGUCCCCUUCGCCACCAUCCCGACCCUCAAAGCCCCACCACGCACUACCACGGACACCACCCCUCCCAAACCCCUCACCGGCCUAGACGUCCUCCGCACCGGCUACAUCAGCCCAUCCGGGUGGGUGUGGGUGUGCCUGCCCCCACCCAACAACAACAACAACAACAGCGCGAGCGGUGAUGGCGAGGGGGCGGUCUCGCCGCGGCGGAUCCGACGCAUGGACGACGCCGACGUGGCGCGCCCGCUGGAUGAGACGGGGGGGCUGGUGACGCCGAGGCGGGCGUUUGUCUCUGUGGAGGCGGGGACCAGCGUG
Messenger RNA from Chaetomium fimeti, 1314 nucleotides. RefSeq lists its product as uncharacterized. Lineage: Eukaryota; Fungi; Ascomycota; Sordariomycetes; Sordariales; Chaetomiaceae. Gene Ontology annotation, biological process: carbohydrate derivative metabolic process. The annotation marks the transcript as partial. The record is from RefSeq and is a predicted model, not a curated record. Gene Ontology annotation, molecular function: carbohydrate derivative binding. The transcript has a single exon.